This is a messenger RNA of Aphanomyces astaci, 525 nucleotides long. RefSeq lists its product as hypothetical. The transcript has 2 exons. The record is from RefSeq and is a predicted model, not a curated record. Bases 1 to 525 code for a protein of 174 amino acids. Lineage: Eukaryota; Oomycota; Saprolegniomycetes; Saprolegniales; Verrucalvaceae.
AUGGACAACCGAGGUCGACAGCACCAUCGGUACUCCAACGGUCAACGAAAGGAGCUCCUAGCGGAGUUCCAUGCGUCUGACGCAACCAGCGAGCGCCAGUUCUGUCGUGCAAAGCACCUCCCGUACUCGACUUGGCAAGGCUGGCGAUCGAAGGAAGACAAGAUCAUGGCAAACAAGAGGCACAACCGCUGCGCCACGAUGGGCGGUCAGGGAGCCAAGGAGAUCAUUCCAUUCAAGGAUGACCUGUUGGCAUUCAUGCGUGGCCGACGCGACGAAGAACGCUACGUCCGCGUGUUCCACCUCAUGCAAUGGGUCAAACAGUACCAGAAGGAUUGGCUAGUGCACGACAUCGAUUUCGCCACCCAACGAGUGCUAGACGAAGUGUGGUUGGGAUACGCCGCGUCGUUUUGGAGCAAGUACGCCCAGUACGACCGAAGCCAACUGUUGAACGUCGAUGAAACCGGCGUGUACUUUGACAUGCCCCGGGGAAGACAUUGGCCGAAAUUGGCAAGUCAAGCAAGGUAG